CAACAGUUUCUGAAGGGAUUAAAGCAAAGAAAAUGAGGAUUAUUAUUUUUUCCUGGCACUUUCUGGGACUGUAUUCUGCCCUGUGGGGUCUGGCGACAGGGGCUUUCCCCAGCUCGGUGCAGAUAGGUGGGUUGUUCAUUAGGAAUACUGAUCAGGAGUAUACAGCUUUUCGACUAGCUAUCUUCCUUCACAACACCAGCCCUAAUGCUACGGAAGCGCCCUUUAACCUGGUCCCUCAUGUCGACAAUAUAGAAACGGCCAACAGCUUUGCUGUCACCAAUGCAUUCUGUUCCCAGUAUUCAAGGGGGGUCUUCGCCAUCUUCGGCCUUUAUGACAAACGCUCGGUGAACACGCUGACGUCGUUCUGUGGGGCCCUGCACAUCAGCCUGGUGACACCCAGCUUCCCCACAGAAGGGGAGGGCCAGUUUACCCUGCAGCUGAGGCCGUCCAUCAGAGGGGCUCUGCUGUCACUGCUGGACCACUACGACUGGAGCCGAUUUGUCUUCCUCUACGACACGGACAGAGGUUAUGCAAUACUGCAGGCAAUUAUGGAGAGAGCGGGGCAGAACGGAUGGCAGGUGAGCGCCAUCUGUGUGGAGAGCUUUAAUGAGGCUGCAUAUCGACGACUUUUAGAGGACCUGGACAGACGCCAGGAAAGGAAAUAUGUCAUUGACCUGGAGCCAGAGAGACUACAGAGCAUCCUAGAACAGGCUGUCAGUGUUGGGAAACAUGUGAAAGGUUACCAUUACAUCAUCGCAAAUCUGGGUUUUAAGGACAUAUCUCUAGAGAGGUUCAUGCAUGGAGGGGCAAAUGUGACUGGUUUCCAGUUGGUGGACUUCAGCAGAGCUAUCGUUAUCAAACUGAUGCAGCGCUGGAACAAACUGGAUCAGAGAGAGUACCCCGGAUCUGAAAGCCCACCUAAGUAUACCUCAUCUCUAACAUAUGAUGGCGUCCUUGUGAUGGCCGAGGCCUUUCGCACCCUUCGCCGUCAGAAAAUUGACAUCAGUCGUCGUGGGAACGCUGGUGACUGCCUGGCCAAUCCAGCUGCUCCCUGGAACCAAGGGAUAGAUAUGGAGCGUGCUCUCAAACAGGUGCGCAUUCAGGGCCUUACUGGGAACAUUCAGUUUGAUCACUAUGGUCGGAGGGUCAACUACACCAUGGACGUGUUUGAACUGAAGAGCAACGGACCACGCAAGAUUGGCUACUGGAAUGACAUCGACAAACUGGUGUUGGUGCAGAAUGAAAAUGCUCUUUCCAAUGACAGCUCAGCAAUGGAGAAUCGGACGGUAGUCGUGACAACCAUCAUGGAGGGUCCAUACGUGAUGCUGAAGAAGAACUGGGAACUUUAUGAAGGCAAUGACCAAUAUGAGGGAUACUGUGUGGACUUGGCCUCGGAAAUCGCCAAACACAUUGGAAUCAAAUACAAGAUUUCCAUCGUUCCAGAUGGGAAGUAUGGAGCCAGAGAUCCAGAGACCAAGAUAUGGAAUGGCAUGGUGGGAGAACUUGUAUACGGGAAAGCAGAAAUUGCUGUGGCCCCUCUAACCAUCACUCUGGUGAGAGAAGAAGUGAUUGACUUUUCAAAACCCUUCAUGUCUCUGGGAAUCUCCAUCAUGAUCAAGAAGCCCCAGAAGUCCAAACCAGGUGUUUUCUCCUUCCUGGACCCCCUGGCCUAUGAGAUCUGGAUGUGUAUUGUGUUCGCUUACAUCGGAGUCAGUGUGGUGCUCUUUUUGGUGAGUCGCUUCAGCCCGUAUGAGUGGCACACAGAGGAGCCUGAGGAAGGCACAACUGAGCAGGGCCCUACGGACCAACCACCGAAUGAGUUUGGCAUCUUCAACUCCCUCUGGUUCUCCCUGGGAGCCUUCAUGCAACAGGGAUGUGACAUCUCGCCACGGUCUUUGUCUGGACGUAUUGUCGGAGGUGUGUGGUGGUUCUUCACCCUCAUCAUCAUCUCCUCUUACACAGCCAACCUGGCUGCUUUCCUCACAGUGGAGAGGAUGGUGUCACCUAUAGAGAGUGCAGAGGACUUGGCCAAACAGACAGAGAUAGCCUACGGGACGCUGGACUCAGGCUCUACGAAGGAGUUCUUCAGGAGGUCCAAAAUAGCUGUAUACGAGAAGAUGUGGUCGUAUAUGAAGUCCGCCGAACCAACCGUCUUCACCAAAACCACGGCUGAGGGCGUGGCAAGGGUGCGCAAGUCUAAGGGGAAGUACGCCUUCCUGCUGGAGUCCACCAUGAAUGAGUACACAGAGCAGCGCAAGCCCUGCGACACCAUGAAAGUCGGGGGGAACCUGGACUCCAAAGGAUAUGGAAUUGCUACACCGAAAGGCUCACAGUUAAGAACCCCGGUAAACCUUGCAGUUUUGAAACUGAGCGAAGCAGGCGUCUUAGACAAACUGAAAAACAAAUGGUGGUAUGACAAGGGAGAGUGUGGACCCAAGGACUCUGGAAGUAAGGACAAGUCGUCCCAGGCUCUGAGCCUGUCCAAUGUAGCCGGGGUCUUCUACAUCCUUGUGGGAGGCCUGGGCCUGGCCAUGCUGGUGGCCCUGGUCGAGUUCUGCUACAAGUCCCGGGCCGAAGCCAAGCGCAUGAAGUUGUCUUUUUCUGAAGCCAUGCGGAACAAGGCCCGUCUGUCCAUCACAGGAAGUGUGGGGGAGAAUGGCCGUGUCUUGACACCAGACUGCCCCAAAGCCGUGCAUGCUGGCCACGCCCCCCUCCGACACCCCGGCCUUGCUGUGGUCUCCUCUGGACUGCCCUGAAAACCAAAAACACCUGCCGUGCCUUAACGACACAUUAACAUAUAGACUGGGACAGAGACACACAGACACAUGGACACAUGUGCUUACAUACAAUCACACACAAAUCGUCAUCAUGCAUAAAAAAUACACACAGGAGUUAAAACAUGAAUACAGUUUCAGAUAAUGCAAAUACUUAUAUAAACACACACUGCACAUCAUCAUCUCACUCUCCAGCUGCCAUUGACUUCUUUUACAAGAAACAAGUGAACCACAACUGUGGAGCGAAGAGUGGAGAAAAACAAAAAAACAAAGGACAACUAUGACUAUCACACUUGCCUGCAGCGGCCAUUUAAUUCUUUCCGGAGAGGAAACCAUCCUGAUAUCAAUACACUGACAGAAAGCCAGCACAGACUGACCUGAAAUGAACUUUGAGCUGUGAACGUGACCACAAACCUGAUCAUGAUGAUGAUAGUGAUAAAGAUGAUGAUCACAGCUGACGGUAAAUAAAAAGAAACAACCAAACAACUCUGCAUCUACUCUGUCGUCAUUGGACGAUGUUGGCCAGUAAGCCACACCCCUUGACAACGCCUUACUACAAAAGACUGCAAACAUUGUUUUCAUCAUAAUCAUCAUCAUGGUCAUCCUAACUUGCCUGCAAAGACUGAGUGCCAGGUUUUAUCACCCUUAGAAGACCAGAAAACUGUAACCUUGAACGUUUUGACUGUGCAAACCCGCUACUUUUUGUUUUGCCAUGGACUGUUCCAAUUGAAUGAAAAUGCUUUCUUAUUACACAAAUAGAAUGAUUUUUCUCCUUGUUCUGGUGAGAUAAUCACGCCAGUAUAGAACAGAAGUAACCUCCAAACACAUAUGUGCAGCCGACUUCGGCUGCAGAAUUCACAGGGGUUUGUAAAAGAAAAAAAAUACACAGUAGUUAUUAAAGAAGUCCUUCAUCAACAGCAUCUUCAUGACAGUAGAUAUGCUAAAUAGCAUAGUGGUAAAGGCAAGGCUUCAACUGUAUAUUCAGUGAUGGAAAGAAAAAAUACAACACAUGGGCUGAUCUUAAAUGACUACCUAGCAAAGUGUUUCUCAUCCUCACCUAUAGGAACAUUUGAUGUUUAAUAAAUUGAAGAAAAGCCUUCCAGUAUAUGAAGUUAAUACUGCCUCUAUGUCCUCUUCAGUAAAUAUUAGAAGCAGUCAGAUAUGGAUAAAGGCAAAUCAGUGGAAAGUUCCCCAAAAAAGGGAUGACCAUAAAAAUGUUCAGUUAAAGGGUCAAAAUAAGGUUGGGAAGCACUGAUUUAUGCCCUCAGCUCUACACACUACUUGAACAAUAAAGAUCUUUAGAUACAGUUCGCUCUAAGUAAAGAUUCAAAUGGGCAGUUCGGUGGUCAUUUGAGAUCCCUCAUUCUUUUUCCAGUGUUAAGGGAUUGGUACCAUAUCAGAAAGCUUGCUUUUUAAAACUGUUGUAAAUAACUGCGUAGCAAACAGACCUCACCUGUCUUUUUUAAUCAUCUUAGAUAACAAUUCAUUGCAAUAAUGAAUAUAAAAGAAAAAUGCCACUACUUGUAAUUAAGAUCAGAUCUUUUUUAUAAAUCUACAUAUUAUAUAUAAUACAAAUAAAUAUAUAUCUAUACGUCUAUAGAGAACUAUAGAAGACAUUGAUCACAGAUUGUCAGAGGCCAUGGCAUACAUCCUGUUAUAUGGCGUUUUUUUUUUUGUUUUGUUUUUUUGUUUUUUGUUUUUUGAUAACUUGAGAUUAUUAAUAUGCCACCAUCUUUGUGCGUCCUACUCAACACUGAAUGUCCAUCUGGCACUCACAAACUGUGGAAAGGCACGCACUCACACAUUGUUGCAUACACAGGGUCAGCUCAGAGUGAUCACUCCAGCUCUAUGAGAGGUUUGGACCAUUAUUUUUAAUUUAUGCCUGUUUUUCACAAAUAGUUGUUCACUUUUUUCAUUAACAGUUGGUGGUUUUUUACCCGUUUAAUGUUCUGUUAAAGGGUCUGAAACAGCAUGUAGAUGCAGAUAUUCAACACUGGAGGCCAGAAGGCUUCAAGCUGGCCUCUGGACAGGAGGGGUCACUGUGAUUUCAAAGCACUAAGAAAACAGCUGUCUGACAUUUGGAGAGUGUAGCAUUUGCAUUGAAUUUCAUAUCGCCUCACUGCGUUUUGUUAUUUGUCUUCUCACCAGAUGCAAGUCAGCUACAGAUUGAAUCCGACACGAUCAAAAGCAGCAAGCUGACAAUAGAAGCAACAGAAUGAAAUCAAAAUUGAGCAGGGUUUGCACUUUUUUAGGGACAUAAUUAUAUCCAUCAGCAAUUACUAUACUAUACUUUAGCCUGUUUUGGCAUUUGGGAGAGGAAAAUAUUGUUGCAUUAAUAUCUGCAAACCCAUUAAGAAAAGAAACUAUGUAUUUUUAAGGACAAUGGUGCAAUUUUAUGCCUUUAGUUGCAAUACAGUUACGCAUAUCUAGAGAUUGUGCCAUACGACAUAUGAGGAUUAAUUCUCCUGUAUUGUCAGUUUUAAUUAUUAUUCUGUUUCCAUCGUGUCUUGCCUCCUGUCUCUAUAAUCUUGCUCUUUUUUCCUGCCUUGUCUCCCCUCUCCCUUCUCUCUGCCUCUGUCUUCCCUCCUGUCCUCUUGUAGACAGAACUCUGUACAAAGUGCAUCUCAGCAAAGACAAAUUACUUUCUGCCCUAUUACACUGCAAAAUAAUGGGAUACAGAUGAAUCCAAGACCCAAGACACCGACUGACAAUCCGAGUUUCAUCUGGUUCUUUGUUCUGAACAUUGCAGAGCUUUUACUUUAUAACCUUUAACAUUCUGCAAACAAAACAAAACUCAGAAGAAGUUCCAAGUCUGUGAUAAACUCACGCACAUACCUCCUCAUGCAUCAGCCCUGCAUCAGAUGUGUUCAGGUCAAACUCCAAAUGAAAGCUGUAUCUUAAAACAACAGGUCUCUGACACAACAAACCUCUCUACAGCAUUAUAGAAUAAGGUGGACAGUUUCCAAUCACCUCCUCUCAGCCCAGGGGAUCAUUGCAGCAGCACUGCAGCAAUCCAGCCUCAGAGAAACAGGGAGUUUCUUGAGUAAAAGCAUUUGUGCAGAGACAGUUAACACUGAUCUAGCCAUCACAACACCCGCACACUAGGCAGUAAAACCAUACACAAUACUGCUGGGUUGAUUUCUUUGCCACCUCCAGAUCAUUAGAUUUCAUGCAUCGACAGCAAAAAGCUGGCCGCUGGGCUGUCACCACUCUGGCUUUA
Cheilinus undulatus (humphead wrasse) is the source of this 5994-nucleotide messenger RNA. It is a transcript of the gene gria4a, whose product is annotated as glutamate receptor, ionotropic, AMPA 4a. Gene Ontology annotation, molecular function: AMPA glutamate receptor activity; transmitter-gated monoatomic ion channel activity involved in regulation of postsynaptic membrane potential. Gene Ontology annotation, cellular component: AMPA glutamate receptor complex; plasma membrane; dendritic spine. Lineage: Eukaryota; Metazoa; Chordata; Actinopteri; Labriformes; Labridae. The transcript is spliced from 18 exons. The coding region runs from base 33 to 2756 and encodes 907 amino acids. Gene Ontology annotation, biological process: modulation of chemical synaptic transmission; synaptic transmission, glutamatergic; monoatomic ion transport. The record is from RefSeq and is a predicted model, not a curated record.